AAGUGGCCGGUGCCGCCGGGACCGCAGGGAUUCCCUGCCUUACGCCUGCAGGUACAUGAGUGUUCUCCGGCUACACCUGUCUGAGACUAGUGAUGACCUUCCCUGCCGCUGGAACGCUGAUGGGCGGCUCAGCGAAGGGCCCGGAAAAUGGCCACGGAAAUGAUGUCCCCUUCAUAUGAACAUGGAAUAGUUUUCCUCUGAAGUGGGAGAUCAGAUGAAUGCCUCGGAGUUCUUCUGUGAGUUUGAGCAAGGGCUGAGAUUCUUGAAAGAGGUAGCUCAAUACUUCAUAAUACAGUGACCAUACGGAAUGAAAGAAAAAUUAUCUGUUUUUUCAAAUACUAGAGUCUGUUCUUUGAAACAAUGUAGUUUACCUUCAAAAGUGAAAGAAGAAUCUGGACACUUUAAAGAUAUCUGGUAGGCAUAGCAAAAUGCUUUGUUUGAGGCAGGUUUGCUUGUUUACACUGAGACAUUACCAAGCUCGGACUCUGAGCAGUGAUCCUCUUUUGAGCCAGAUAAAUAGCUGCACCCAUGAAGACGAAGUGUUCAGCCUUGUUGGAAGGAACAAGGCCAGGCUUUCUGAAAAACAUGUGGGAAUUGCUUUGAACAUGCUGUGGCAAUUGCAAAAGAAGAGGCCACUUCUCUCAAGGACUAGUGACUAUGUAAGAAAUCACUCCCAGUUUCUGACUCUCUGCGUUUUAGCAGAAAACAAGGUGGAACACAUGGAAGAUGAGGCCGUAGUAGACACUCUAUAUAGUAUUCUGAGGCUUGAUGUUGAAGACCAUGAUUCUCUAGUAGAAGUUCUUGUUACAGAAGCAUGGAAAAGAUUAGAAAGGCUUAGUUUGCCAGCUCUGUCUAAAUUUGCACUGUGUUUAUACAAGCAACACAAACAUUUCAGUCCUGUAAUUGGCAAAGUAGCUCAUAUUGUGGAUGUGAAGCUGGAUUCUAUACAAGAUAUAAGGAUCUUGUCAGUUUUGAUGAUCAGCAUAUCUGAUGUUAUCUCACAGAGUUUCCGAGAUCGAUUAGUACACAAGGCUGAACAGGUCUUGAAAGAAAAUGAUGAAGUCCACUUCAACUAUGCCAAAAGAAUACUACAGUUUCUUCAGAAUGUUAAAGUGAGAUAUUCUCCAUUGGUAGAAAAAUGCAACAAGAUUUUCCUUAAAAGUGCCUCCCAUCUAGACGUACACAGUAUUAGUCUUAUUUUUGGACUGUACGAGCAGAUGGGUUUUGACAAUGCUGAAUUCCGCUUGGUUGCUAAACAGCUGCUGUCUGAAACUAUAGAUGAUUAUUAUGAUCCUGACAGCUUUGCAAAAUUAUUUUUCACUCUUGGGCCUAUGGCAGGAUCCAAGGUAAGAGAAAGGUUGCUAGUAACUGCAGCGUCCAUGGCAGAAGAAUUUAGCAGUCAUCAGGUAUUGAUAAUACUCAAGACAAUGCAGAAAAUGAAAUGCAGAAAUUCUCAUCUACUCAAAAAAAUGGCUUCUGUUCUGCACAAACACUUGGAUAACUAUAAUCUAUUACAGUUGGUAAAGUUAACACAUUACUUGGUGGUAUUGCGUUGCCACAAUCUGGAGCUGUUUGCCAAACUGAGGAUAUUACUACUUGGGUUUUUAAAACCUAGUGUCAUACCUGCUGAUACAGCUGCAAUAAUUCGUGUUCUGGCCAUGCUUCCUUCCUUUCAAGUGGAGGAAAUCAUUAUAAACAAAGCAGCAACAGUUCUGCCUCAGUGCAGGCUCCAUCAUUUGAAUUGCAUCGCUACAGCUCUUAUCAAAUGGAAUCAUUAUGACCAGUUGCACUGGCAAAACAGUUCUGAUCUACAUGUAAAGCUUCUGCAAAAAGUAAAUGACUGUGCAUUUCAGAGGCUUCAGAAAGCGAACAAUUUAAAUCUUCUGUUGGAAGAAUUUACACAUCUGAAUGGAGAGUGGUUUGAAGAAGUCCUCAGUGAGGAAACUAUGGCUGUGUGUCGAUGUUUGAUAGACCAGAUAACAUGGGCAAAUGUAUCACAGUUGUCUUUUUUCCUCAUAAAAACAAACCACCAUUGUCCUUCAUUACUUGACCAAAUAGCUUCUGUGACUGUUGAAAACAUAGACAAGAUCCACCCCUUUGAAAUCUAUUUUAUUCUUUUCCUUUUCUCUGCUCUGAAUUAUGACCCACCUGCUGGUGAAGAGUUCUUUGAAAGUUGUAUCCAACGUCUUACUUCUAACUUCAGUUGUUUUGAAGCUCAUCAGUUGGUGCUGCUUGGUCAUGUUUUGGCAGUGGCUGGGUAUUUUCCUCCACUUCUGAUAAACAGGAUAUUUAAUGUGUCUUUCCUAAGUGAAUUGAAUGCUCAACUUGAAGUCCUGCCUGACGCUCUAAAGCAGAGGGUCCGCUCCCGCCUCAUGAAGUUGAACAGAGCAGUCUGUCUGGAAUGCCCGGAGUUUCACAUCCCUUGGUUUCAUGAGUGCUACUGCCAGCACGUCUUCCAUUACAGCAGUAGCCGAAUUAAUCCACUGCGACAGCAUGUUCACAGAGUGCUGACAGAGAUCUUAGGAGGGAGCAAUUAUGCAAGAAUAUCUGUUCUCACACCAUACUACUAUAAAAUAGAUUUUGAGUGUAUUCUGGAUGAAAAUAAAAAGCCUCUUCCCUAUAUGGCUCAGAAUAUACGUUUGGAGGGAAUACACUUGCGACAUGGCAUGAACGAUGCAGGGAGAAAGACUCUGCCUCCUGGAGCUCAGAGAAUUGCUUUGGAAUUUCUGGAUUCAAAAGCUUUUAGCAAAAAUUCACGUCACCUGAAAGGAGAACCUGCAAUGAAAAAACGACACCUGGAAAUGCUGGGGUACCGGGUAGUUCAGAUUCCUCACUUUGAAUGGAAUUCUAUGGUUCUGUCAACAAAAGGUGAACAGCUAGAAUAUCUAAGAAAGCAUCUAUGUGGAAUACACUGACGUCAGACAUGUAGUGAAAAGUAUUUUUUUAUAUGAAUAUAUCAUGUACCACUAAACUCCUAAUCCUGGAGUACUUACUUGCAAAAAUGUCUUUAUCGGUGAGUCAGCUGGAUGAAGGCUUUCCAUGGGGCAGGUGUCAAGAGAUUUAAACCUGUUAGUUUGGGAUUGCAAGAGGCAGGUCACAACGGGCCAUGAAGAUGUGAUAAGGAUGCUUAAAAUCUUAAGGAUGCUUAAAUUAUCUGGAAGCUGUUCUUUAAGUACAUGAGUCUGUGACAGUUUUGCCAUAAAAUUACAUUAUUAUUUCCUAAGUAAAGCACAGAGCCUUAGCCAGAUAAUAAAGCUGACCAAAGGAAAAGUUGGAAAUAUUCUUGACUGUGAGAGAAGAGGCAGCAGAUCUACUGGAAACUAUGUCUGUCUUCCAGCAUGUGACAGAAUGAGCAAUAGGGAUCAGACUGUAUCUGUACUAUGAAACCAAGAAACUGAAAUGCAGAUUUGCUAAGAUUA
This is a messenger RNA of Apus apus (common swift), 3419 nucleotides long. It is a transcript of the gene FASTKD1, whose product is annotated as FAST kinase domains 1. Gene Ontology annotation, biological process: mitochondrial RNA processing; regulation of mitochondrial mRNA stability. The transcript is spliced from 16 exons. Gene Ontology annotation, molecular function: RNA binding. The record is from RefSeq and is a predicted model, not a curated record. Lineage: Eukaryota; Metazoa; Chordata; Aves; Apodiformes; Apodidae. Gene Ontology annotation, cellular component: ribonucleoprotein granule; mitochondrial matrix. The coding region runs from base 429 to 2915 and encodes 828 amino acids.